AUGCAGGGCCAGGGGGAGGCCCAAGAGGCCCAUGAACUGUCUGCACUGCUCUCACCAUCACAUGCCCCAGAAACAGUGACAAGCUUGAAGAUUGUGGAUAUCGUUCUUCCUAAAGUCAAACUGCAGAUGCUGAAAGGCUUUGGGCUUGGACUGAACAUCUAUGCCAAAGUGGCACUCCACGGCAAUUCGGUUUUGGGUGGACUCUUGAACCUGGUAGUGGAAGUGAACAUCACAGCCAAGGCCCGACUGGUGCAAAAUGAGUUCGGAGCGCCCGUGCUUGUUGUUGAGAACUGCAAGACCAACCUGGGUGGCAUUCAGAUCCUCUCUGGCUUCCUCCCACUGAAUCUGGACAGAGUCCUCACCAAUCUCCUGAACGAUGUCAUCCCUGGAGUGCUGUGUCCAGUUGUAGACCUUGUGCUGAAUGUGGUGAACAUUCUUCUUGGCACCGUCAACAGUGUGUGUCCAUUUGGGACACUCGGGAAGCUCCACUAUACUCUGGCAGGUCUGCCGUGGUUCAACGACCAACACAUCGUAUUGAACUUGAAUCUCGCUCUCAUCGAUCAUGAAGGCAAGACUGUCCCUUUUAACGGAACUCUGCCAGCCCUCCCUCCAGCUAAGGACCAGGCCUCCCAGAUGCUCCUCUCUGGGGACAUCCUCUCAUCUAUGCUUCGGAUGCUGGUGACAAAAGGAGCAUUCAACUUAGACAUCACUGAACAAACGCUGCCUGGCGGGGCUGUGCCACUGACCACGUCGGCUCUUCAGUCUCUGCUUCCCACGAUUUCCCAGCUGGUGCCAACCCCACUGCCCCUCGUGAUCAGGAUUCGGGUCCUCGAAGUGCCGCUCUUGUCUCUGCGAGAUGGGCAGGCCACCGUGACUCUGACCGCCACGAUCCAAGUGCUGGCUCGCACACCCUCCGGUCUCCAGAACCUCCUUGGGUUAGAAGCUAAAAUCGUCCUGAGCGGCAGAGUCAUCGUUACAGCAACAAAGCUGGGCAUCACCUUGUCCUUGCAGAGUGUCGGGCUCAAAGUAACUUCUCCAGGGAUUGGCUUCUCUGAUAUCGCUGGCCUCACAAACUGGAUAACAGACAUACUUCGCAUUGGAUACUUGCCAUGGAUCAACGGUGCCCUGGAUGUGGGAAUCCCAUUCCCUAAUCUCUUUAAUUUGAACUUUGCUGAUGCUGCUGUCACUACUAUGCAAGACGCACUUGUGGUUGGCUGGACUCCUAAAAAGCUCUAGAGACGACACAUCCAUUAUCCACAAGAAUCUGUUGUUCCC
Hemicordylus capensis (graceful crag lizard) is the source of this 1275-nucleotide messenger RNA. It is a transcript of the gene BPIFB3, whose product is annotated as BPI fold containing family B member 3. The transcript is spliced from 15 exons. Gene Ontology annotation, molecular function: lipid binding. The coding region runs from base 1 to 1236 and encodes 411 amino acids. The record is from RefSeq and is a predicted model, not a curated record. NCBI's taxonomy places the organism in Eukaryota, Metazoa, Chordata, Lepidosauria, Squamata, Cordylidae.